GGGCUAAACACGUGACAACCCCUUCUCCGGAGACGGUUGCUGAAGCUUCCCCCUUUGCUGUCUAUUCUGUAAGUCACGGAAAAGUUGGAAGCAUUCUGUCUUCAGUAGAGCUCAGGCCGGUUGUAGUUCAUUCGCCAGUGUGCUUUUCUUAAUAGCUAAGAUGGUACGUGAGCAGUACACUACAGCCACAGAAGGCACCCACAUAGAGAGGCCAGAGAAUCGGUAUGUCUACAAAAUUGGCAUUUACGGCUGGAGAAAGCGUUGCCUCUACUUGUUUGUUCUUCUUUUACUAAUCAUCCUCGUUGUGAAUCUUGCUCUUACAAUUUGGAUCCUUAAAGUGAUGUGGUUUUCUCCAACAGGAAUGGGCCACUUGCGUGUAACAAAAGACGGACUACGCUUGGAAGGGGAAUCAGAAUUUUUAUUCCCAUUGUAUGCCAAAGAAAUACACUCCAGAGUGGACUCAUCUCUGCUUCUACAAUCAACUCAGAAUGUGACUGUAAAUGCACGCAACUCAGAAGGGGAGGUCACAGGCAGGUUAAAAGUGGGUCCCAAAAUGGUAGAAGUCCAGAGUCAACAGUUUCAGAUCAACUCCAACAACGGCAAGCCACUGUUUACUGUGGAUGAGAAGGAAGUUGUGGUUGGUACAGACAAACUUCGCGUAACUGGGCCUGAAGGGGCUCUUUUUGAACAUUCAGUGGAGACACCCCUUGUCAGAGCCGACCCGUUUCAAGACCUUAGAUUAGAAUCCCCUACCCGGAGUCUAAGUAUGGAUGCCCCACGGGGGGUGCGUAUUCAAGCUCCCGCUGGGAAAAUCGAGGCGCUUUCUCAAAUGGAUAUUGUUUUUCAUAGUAGUGAUGGAAUGCUUGUGCUUGAUGCUGAAACUGUGUGCUUACCCAAGCUGGUGCAGGGGACGUGGGGUCCCUCUGGCAGCUCGCAGAGACUCUACGAAAUCUGUGUGUGUCCAGAUGGGAAGCUGUACCUGUCUGUGGCUGGUGUGGGCACCACGUGCCAAGAGAACAGCCACAUCUGCCUUUGAGCCGCCUGUGUCCUCUCAGUGAGCUGUGUAGUGCUGGCCCCAGAUCCUCACACCCGGGGAGCAGCUGGACAUCGUGAAAGACUGAGGCAGUGUGGAUGGGAAGUAAAUGCUUCCAGAGGAACUCAAGAAAAAAAAUGCGCCAAUGAAAGUGUUUGGACAAAACUACAUGCUCUCAAAAUGCACAUGGAUGUGAGACACAAAAGUUGAAGAAAUGUAAAAGCAAUGUGUUUUUCCACUGGAUUAAUUUUCACCAAAACAAUUGCGACUUCUCUCUGCCUCACCUCCCCUCAUCUUGUCCGUGUGGGCACACAGGCAGUGUAGAGUUGCUGUGUGGGGCUCGUGUAUGAUGCUCUACUAUGGAUAUCUAAUGCCCCAUGAGAGUAGCCUUGGUCAAUACUAAAAUGCCCAAAGUUCUAUACAGCGUUUCAUUUAUAGCACUCAAACUUAACAUCCUCCCUUCUAUUUAAUGCAAAUAUGUCAGGUUUCACAAGAACACUUUCAUGUUUUGAAGGAAAUUUGAGGUUGAUCUGAUUUUCAAGAUGUAGUCAAAGGAAUAAAUUACACAAAAUUAGACUUUCUGUAUAUAGUCAAUAUGCAAUAAAAAUCAACCUCAUUUUUCAGACUUCACAGUUUUUUGGUUUUUUUGAAUGGAGUCUGACUCUGUUGCCCAGGAUGGAGCGCAGUGGUGUGAUCUCGGCUCACCAUAACCUCCGCCUCCCGCAUUCAAGUGAUUCUGCCUCAGCCUCCCAAGUAGCUGAUACUACUGGCACGAGCCACCACGCCCGGCUAAUUUUUGUAUUUUUAGUCAAGACAGGGCUUCACUAUGUUGGUCAGGCUGGUCUUGAACUCCUGACCUAGUGAUCUGCCUGCCUCAGCCUCCCAAAGUGCUGGGAUUACAGGCAUGAGACACUGCGCCAGGCCCCAGACUUCACAGUUGAAGAAUGUCUUACUUUUUUCAUCUUCACACAUCUCUAAGGUACGUAUUAUUUUUCCCCAAGUUACUGGUGACAAAGGCUCAAGUAGAACAAGUCACAAGGCCACAUGGUCACUACUGAAAUUAAACCAAAAUAUAACCCUAAAUUUGCAUAGCUCUUUUCACUUUUCAAGUUUCAUGUGUUAUCCGUGUCCAAAACACCUGUCUGUGUGAUAAUUGUACAGAUGGAAUAAUACUUAUUUGACAAAGAAACUGAAGCCCAAAGAGGUUUUGUCUCUACCGAGAUCAAAGGGCUAGUCUGUGGUGCUUUCCUCUACACGAGACAAAAGUCUGGAUGUAACUUCAUAGAAAUAAGACACUCAGCUUGUGAAAAUAUUUAGUGCCAAUUGGCUGUAUAAGUUGCUAUCAAAUAGGACACAGUGACCUCUGAAGACAGGUUCGUUUUGUAUAGACCACCCACUACUUUGUAAAAUGCCCUCCACCACAAAAAGUGGUGGGGUGUGUUUUUACUUAUUAUAAAAAGAAUCUCCAAACAGGUGUAUCACUGCAACUUUCUAAUGACAUGACAUAUUAAUAACUAUAAAUACAAGUUCAAAUUCAUUUCCAUAGUCUCAGAAUCAAGAGAAAGUACAAAAGUGAGCUCUUUAUUCCUAAUGCUAAGAUGUUAACAGCAUAGACUUAUAACAACUCUCUGAUGUUUAAAUUGCUAGAAUGCAUAAACACUUGAAAUUUCAAAGUAAAAAUACUGUGCUUUCCAAGCAGUUAAGAGCAAACUCAACUGAGUGUAUCGUUCCUCCAAUUUCACAGGCGGUUGGGUGUUUUUACUUAUAAAUAGGCAUUUACCUUUUCCAUUUAGUUAAGUUCUGAGUAAACUGUCUUCUUACUGUGACAUUCCUAUUGUCCUAGUAAAUGGUUCCUGGUAUUUUGUUCCAUUUGUGCAAAACAUGUCUUCAAGCCCAGUUGAUAAAACACAAGAUCACUAAACAUUUAUAAACUAGCUUGGUUCUCAUAAUAUAUGUCCAAAAUACAGUGCGUAGAUGAUAAAGUGAGGUAAAUAAAAGUAGUCAAUUAGAAAGUGUGGAGAACAGAACCUUUUAUUCUAUUUUUUUUUAUCUUUAGCUAUAUGGAAUAAUGUUGAAAGAAGUUGUUAUUGAUAAAUGCAUUCUCCAGAAUAAGAAAUUUAUCCUUCAUUAGAAUCAAAGCUUUAGAUGAGUUAUAUUCUAAAAUGGAUUACAUAAAUGUCUUCUUAAACAUAUUAUAUAAUGUAAUUUAAAUUUUUAUUGAAGGCAUCAGGUCAUGAUUAUAAACAUACGUAACAGGGUAUUUAGACUGAUACUCCUAUUGUACUAUGUGAUUAUAGACUAUUGAGUGUUGCUAUAUUAGGGAUCUAAAAACAGCACUUAUUUCUUUCCCAAUUUAUAAACUGAGUAGAUACAGUAAAAAAGAUGAAGAUAAAAUCUACUACCAUCAUGCUGUAAUAAUAAAGAUAGCUGGUUUGCAGCAAAAUGGACUUCCUAAUACUUCACAGCUGAAUAAAACACAAACCACUCUGGUCACAGGCAAAACUAAAGGUUCCCAACUUCUGUAGCCACUCAUGAGGAGGACGAACAUAGGCCUUCUCUGAGGGCAGCCAAAUUCACAUUAAAAGAGUCAAGCCAUGUGUGUUGGGUUCCCCCGCCAACCCCACCAGGUCACCCAAUAGGUAAAGUCUUUGCUCCUAUGGAAAACAGGGAAUGAGGGUAGAAGGUCUUCUGAAAGGGCAGAAUCCUAAUGGUUUUCAGGUUGUGUCUGCUUAUGUAGCUUUGUGAACCCUUCUUUGAUUUGAAACAUCACCUCUCACUUGGCUUUAGCAGUUUUCUUCACAUACUAAAUUCCACUUCAAAUAUGUUUCUAUAAUUGCUAUUUUCUACCAGCACUAUAAAUGUCAUCCUUGAGAUCUACAAAACAUUUAAACUACCAAAAAUGUCAACUGGAACUAAUGAAACAAGUAAAUCCCAUUCAUCCCAAAAUCAGACCUGUGAACAACUCCUCUUCAUUUUGUUAAAUACUAUUUUAAGAUUUUGCCCAAAUCAUUUUUGAGCUCUCAGCACUCCGGGCUCUGUUAACUAAUUGUAUGGUGCAAGUUUUUCACUUGUUUCCUCACAGAGACUAUGAACAAUUGAGCCAUCCUGCUGGGGACGCCCUGUCCCUGGAGCCUCUGCAGCAGAGAGCCUGCUCCCGAGUACAGAUGCUGCUCCAUGCCUUUCCUAGACUGCAUGCUACUCUACUCAGGAGCAGCUGAUCCACGCGCCAGUAAACAGCUUCCAUUGUCUUUUUAAAAGAAAAGUAAACUAUGGUAAAGGUGGGGGAAGCAUAGAAUAGCAAAAUAGUUCAGGUCCAAAAUUCCUUAACUUCAAUUUCAAAAUCUAAAAUGCUUCAAAAAGUGAAAAUUUUCAUAUGAGUCUGCUAUAAACUAUUGGUGGCAAAGCUGACUCGAAUUACGUAAGGCUACUUCUCAGGUCUAUGUAUUCAAUUUAGUGUGAACCCUCAUAGACUUCACUGCAGAAAUACUAAUGCGUUUGAUUACAGGUACAGCCUGACCGUGGUGGGAGCACUUCAUUAAAAAGUUAUAUAUACUUGUAUUAACUUUCUAAAAUAAAAUUAUGAGACACAUUAAGGGUUUCAUAUAUGGGAUUAUGAA
Molecule: messenger RNA, 4650 nt
Organism: Callithrix jacchus (white-tufted-ear marmoset)
Lineage: Eukaryota; Metazoa; Chordata; Mammalia; Primates; Cebidae
Gene: SGCG
Product: sarcoglycan gamma
Biological process (GO): cardiac muscle tissue development; heart contraction
Cellular component (GO): sarcoglycan complex; sarcolemma
Source: RefSeq, a predicted model, not a curated record